AUGGCAGCAACUUCGUCUACUAUUGAUGUUUAUAAAAUGAAAAUAAAAAAUAUGUAUGUGACUCCAAUGAAAAAUCUUUCCACCAAACAUAAGCAUAGUUUUUGCUGGACAGAAUUUGGUCAACUAGCGAUAGAAGUAAACGGAAAACGAAGGACUGUGCUAGGUGAAAAUGUGUUUUGUGGAGUGUGCCUAAGAAAGGCUAAAAAUGAAGACGAGGAUGCUUUGUUUUCAAAGGCCCAAGUGAAAGCUUAUGGUAAGAGCAUAGCCACAAGUAAUCUUCUCAGACAUUUAAAAGAUGCACAUGGCUUAGACGAUACACUUAAAACACGAACUUCGACCAUAAAAGAGUUUUUCACUCCAAGAAUCAGUGGCAGAAUCAGAGACGGAAGUGGUAAGAGCGAUAAAUGGUCGCUGUCCCGAGAUUUGGCUCUUUGGUUUGCUAGAUCACUGAUGCCAUUUGAUACUGUAGAAAAUGAUGCAAUGAUCGACUUUUUAAAAAAAUACAGCGUUAUUGUUUCCGAUGCAGACUUGCCAUCGAGACACAAUAUUGCACGAGAAGGACUGGAAGAUGUGUACAACAGUAUGCUGGCGUAUAUAAAUGCUUUCAUUUCGAAACAAAGCUCGCUUCGGUGCCUUGACUGUCGAUAUGUGGACCGAUAA
Molecule: messenger RNA, 660 nt
Organism: Parnassius apollo (apollo)
Lineage: Eukaryota; Metazoa; Arthropoda; Insecta; Lepidoptera; Papilionidae
Source: the annotation of a GenBank genome assembly